This is a messenger RNA of Spodoptera frugiperda (fall armyworm), 4266 nucleotides long. RefSeq lists its product as uncharacterized. NCBI's taxonomy places the organism in Eukaryota, Metazoa, Arthropoda, Insecta, Lepidoptera, Noctuidae. The record is from RefSeq and is a predicted model, not a curated record. The coding region runs from base 133 to 1188 and encodes 351 amino acids. The transcript is spliced from 8 exons.
UGUCGAGUACGUGACAGUCGCGCGUGGAAUCCGCGCUCACUCACAUUCUGUUUUCAGUUUCAUUAUGUCAAUAUUAUACCGUCAAGUGGAACUAAAUAAAUACUACACGUGCUUUUAGUGGUGAAGGGCAAGAUGAGCUCGACCUGUUUAUGGCACGCCUGCAGAGCUCUGUCAGCUGGCCUGCUGCUGAUGCUGCUCGGAGCCGCCAUGGCUGUAAUAGGGUACUACGCGGAGACGCUGUCGGUGGCGCAGGAGAUACGCGGCAAUUCUACCAUCUCUGUGAAGGACGAGGCGCGAGGCUUCCAUCUCAACAACCUCUCGUACGCUGGACCAAUCGUUAUGGGCUUUGGAGGAUUCAUCGUGGUAGCGGCGUGCGUGAUGACGUUCGAGGCGCGGGACAGUGCAGCGAAGGUGACGCCGGCGCGGCCGCAGGCGCUGCCUCGGCCCCUGCCGCGGCGCGGGCCGGCGUGCGCUGCGCCCGCGCGGCUCGACCAGCUCGGCGUGUACCGGCUGCCGCACGUGCUGCCGCUGCCGCACGCGCUGCCGCUCGCCCCGCUACCGCACCGCCAUCGUCCCACACAUCACAGAACUGGUGGAGAGAGAGGGAAGGCUCGGGCUCGGUUUGGGUCGGCGCCCGACCUGCAUAGCGCCAGUACCCGCGCUGCCAUGCCCGUCAGUGCGCUGCGCCGGCCGCUGCGCCGCUACGCCCUCUCCGUAGACGAGCCCCCGCAGUCAGCAGUUAGUGCCAGUGCAGCUGAGUCUGAGUGUGGGUCACAGUCGUCGCUAGCACUGGACUUGCACGGUAGUGGCGCGUGCGCAGGAAUCACAUUGCGCGUGCGCGACAACACACGCCGUCGGCCACUAGCGCGCCAACAGCGACUCAGGGACGACACCGUUCAUCCAACUCCGGUCGCGAGUAUCAACAACAUAAAUAACAUAGAAGAGCCUACAUUCAGGUCAGACGAAAAACCUAGCAGUAAUAACCCAGUAGAAAUGCAUUUAUGUGUGGAACAAGAGGAACGUGCGAGCAGUGCACCGCCCGCGCCGCCGCCGCAGUCCUCCCCGCCGCCGUCACCGCGGCUCGUCGUCACCCCGUGCUUGCCCGAGCCUCCGAGCACGCCGCCGGAGACAUACAUCGUCAUCGAACCCGCGCAACAAACCCCAGAACACAAUGUGGAGGACAAAUGAGAAACGCCUCAGUCUCGCACCGACGAGACAAUCCAACGAGUUACAGACGCGGAUGAAGCCUCUUGUUAAUACUUUUGUAUGAAUUAUACAACGUUUUUCAGUUAUUACGAGAGAAUAAUGUAUUGUACAAACAUACAUUUACUUACCGAGUUUUCGAUGUGUCUUCAUAAAACGGCGACAAUUAGUAUCUAUUUUUAGACCCACUAUUAUGAGGUAUUAUAGUUAAUUGGUAUAUACCUAUGUGCAUUUACGCAAACUAAUAUGACAAAGAUGUAGGCCUACCACCUGGCAAUGAUAACAUCUUUCAAUCUAAAUAAUAUGGUGCCGUAGCAAAGAAAAUAUUUGUAAAUGUUUGUACGAUUAUAUGUAUAGAAAGAAGUAUUAGUGCGUUGCAAUUAGAAAUCAUGUCGGUUAAGAAAACCAAUAAAUUUGUAACUCCAGUAAUUAUUACAAAAACAUUCGUAGUACCGUGGAUCUCAAUGGAACAGCUUAUGGUAUAAGUAGUCGCGAGCACAGACACUGACUGUAGAUAGUACCUAAGUAUCCUCAGUAUGAGAAUGCGUUGAAUCUCGCACUGUACAACUUCAAUGUUGACUGUACUUGUUGAUUGAGGUGAGAUGUUAUGUUACGAAUGUAAGAUGUUAUUGAAGGCCUACACAACACUUUCAAUGCCCCGACGAUUUAUUAUAACGACACUGAUAAUCUAACAAUAGACGCGAGCGACAGUAUCGCAUCCUGAAUCGUAGAGCUAAUGCGUAUCAGAUUAGGUACAAUGUCAACCAUUUGUAUCCAUCUAUGUACCUUAUAUUUUCAUCAAAUUAUUUAAAAUCACUUAAUUAUUCAAUGUCACUCUAAAAACAACUAAGGUUAUAAUUAUCUAAACAGUAAUAUAAUAAAUAAACUUCUAUCAUUUUUAAUUUAAUCAUUCGUUAUUAAAUUAAAAGACUGAUAAAAGCGAAUUUCGUAUGAAUUCACAUAAUCUUACAAUAAAAUAAAAGUUAAAUCAUUUUUUGUGGAAUAUUCAUAAAGUUCAUACAUAAUUUAUAACAUGCCUACAUGUCAAUCUUUAUUUAAUUUUAAUUAUUAAUCAAUAAUAAAUAUUUAUUUUAAAUAUUAUUAACACAUUAACUGCCACUUAGGUCACCGGUGAUCUACGUUAGUAGAGGAUUUGCCUUCAACAGUUUUCUGAUGGCAGUUAAAGGCUUAACUAGCUUUUGCCCGCGACUUCAUCCGCGUGGUAUAAUCAGAAUCAGAAAUUAUAUCAAAAGUUUAUUAUGUCAUAUGAUAAUUAUACUAAACAAAAUUGUACUAAAUGAAAUUAUGUCAAGGGAUAAUGAGACAAUUUGUUAUUAUGUCAACUGUCACACAUCCAUACUAAGCUUUCCGAUCUAAAACAAACCAAAAGGGGAAGGGGGAAUGACAAUAAAAUAAUAAAAAACUCGCUCGCAAGACGAGUGCGAAACAAACACUGCCGUACCAUCCUUUAUUAGAACCAUUUCACCACAUUUUCAGGCCCCUAUUUGAGAACCUCUGGAUAACUCUAUCUUAGUUUAUUUACCAGUUUUAAUCAUCAAACAAACAAUAACAUAGGAAUGAUUUCAAGUUUGACUCCGAAAUAACAUAAAAAUGUACUAUGAGACUUGUCGUGCACUUUUAACAAAAAACAUCUACAUUUUCUAAGCUUUUAUAUGAGAUAUAUACUACUUCAACAUACCUGGACUAAUGCUGAAGACAUGCACAUACAAUUUGACAUGUGAUUAGAUAAACCCCGUUGUGCCUCGGGACCCCCUUCCCUUACUUAAUACAUUUGCACCUCCUUUACAGAUUUGUGCUAAUUUAAUAUGUUUUCAUCAAAACCAUUUCCAAAGAAGGAUUCAUACGAUUUAGUGUAGGUAGAUCUUAAAUAAUACUUAACGACGAAGCGUACAUAAUACUUGUAGUGUAGGCCCCUACUUUGUACUUGUUACUUUAUGUACAUAGACAAUACUUAAACUAAAUAAUAAUGGAACUUAUGAACUUAUUGUAUGUAUGAAACUUACAUUUUCAUCAUGUCUGAGUAAACACAAAGACUUUGAUUAGUACUUAUUAAGUCUGUUACCAUUUAUAUUUCAGCACGAAUUUCCGAUAAUCUGUAGAUACAGCUCAAUAAGUUUUGAUGUAUGUAAUCAUGUAAUUUGUCAUUAAGUGAAUGGUGGUUGAUUAGUAUAGAAUGUUAACUCGAGUAGGAAGAUGUCGGUGUGUAGGAUGUGAGUCGAGUUCGAAGGUAUCGCUUGACUUACUAUCAUGAUUGUUACGUCCAAGUCUAUACAUACAUAAAUGUAUACAGGUAUUUUACGUAAUCAAUGGGUCGCGAAAGGGGAUUUCUUUUUAUUUUAUUUUAUUAAAAUGUAUUAUUGUGAGAAGGAAAUUACAAUUAAAGUAACGUAUCUAUGUAAGUGAUCAAAAUAUUGCUUAAAAUACGACACUCGCUGAAGGCCUAACCUGAAGUUUGUUUCUUUGUAGUGAGAAGAUAAAUUAAAGAGGGAACUAAAGCUAACUGCAUAGUUAUGGUGAGUAGAUGCGUAUAUAAUGAGAAAAAUAAACAGAUAUACUUUUUUAUUAAGGCUUUUUAAACAGAUUUAUCUUAUUGUUUAAACCCCCAUAGAUGGUUACAUUGUUCUACAGGAUCUUAUUUAUAAGUAGGAAAAAACGUCUUGUGAAUGAUAUUGAAUAUUUACGGUCAUGGGCUUAGCAAUUUAUCAGGGAUUGACUGAUUCAUUAUUUUGAAAUUACUUUGAAUAAUGUGCGUUAGUUACAUGUUGCAUUACCUACAAAAAACUUGGAAAGUUUUCACCGAUUAUCGUGUAGAGAUGCGUUCCCCGCUUUAGCUUAGGUGUGUUUCUUCCAGCACUCUGUUACUUAAUAAUCAUACGAAUAAGGAGAUUAUUGGUAUUCAAUCUCUAAAUUUCGUAUUGCAGUUGCAGUAGAUCGAGUUGAACUACAUGCAACAUUCUAGGAAUAAAUCGGGUCUUGUAUAAAAAAUGUCGAAGAAAAAGGGCACAGAAGAAAGUAAGAAAGGAAAAUAAUUUAUUCAGCACC